Molecule: messenger RNA, 5574 nt
Organism: Brienomyrus brachyistius
Lineage: Eukaryota; Metazoa; Chordata; Actinopteri; Osteoglossiformes; Mormyridae
Gene: klhl5
Product: kelch-like family member 5
Exons: 12
Coding region: 1756-3483 (575 amino acids)
Molecular function (GO): protein binding
Source: RefSeq, a predicted model, not a curated record
ACGGCAGCGCCAUAAAUGCCGGUGGUUAGUGUCGCGUUGGAAGAUCGUAAAUAAGCUGCUGGGAGGGAAAAUUGCAGUAAAAAAUGGUUUAAAGUGGGACUGUCUGGUUUUGUACUGCACUUGGGAUCAGAAGGUUGCUGGUUCAAAUCCCCGGGUUGGCAGAGUGAGCAAAGUCACCAAUUGCUUCAGUGAUUGUCUGACUCUUUCUCAAAAUAUGUAUGUUGCUAAAUAGAUAGAGAAAAGCAUCUGCUAGCUAACACAUUUUAUUUUGCUUCAGGAUGAGUGAGUGGGGCAGUCGAGGCCUACUGGGCCUUCACCAUUUCUUUGUUGGUGCCUUGCGGUUUAGAACGUGCGGUUGUCCUACAGGGCUGUGAUCGCCCUGGUGGGUGGGUGUUGCAGACUGUAUUUACGGAGGAGACAGGUUGAUCAUAGCUAAACUGGGCUGAUUGCUGUUUGGGAUGUGAAUCGGGAGCGAACUGUCAUGCAUGGAGAAGCUGCAGGUCCCUGAUCCCUGGAUGACCCCCCCAACCCACCGACACGGCCGCUCCCUUUCCCACUCUUCCAACUCUUCCCGUUCACACACUUAUCCUGCCUGCAACACCCCAUGGCGAGGGUGUGUUGGCUCUAGCAAAGCUCAGGUCUCCUCAUAUCACAGACGGAUAUCUGCUGCUGGCUGGGAGGGUUCGGCGGUGGGGUCAUUCAGCCAGACAGUUGAUAGUGGCGGGAACGUCGAGAGGGUGGGCCAGGCAGAUUGCUGGUGGGUGGUGAGUCGCCCGUCCAUGAUGUUGCCCGGAUUCUGAAAACUGAGGUCCAGCUAGGUUGGUUCAUUUUUCCUCAGAUAUUUGUACCGCUCCCAGAUGAGACUCCAGGUUUGUAUGGAAAUGCCAGGCCCCUGCGCGGUAACCCCCACAGCUCUGUAACACAGGCGUUAUCAUUUCGGGAAGGGUGAGCGUGGUGAUUGGCACCUGGCAGUCGGGUGUGGUCUGCUCCUAAUCGCACUGAAGAUACAUCUGCAGCGUUUGUUCCUGACCAGUAUGAGAGGGGCGGCUCACCGAGAUGCACGGCGUGCCUCUCGAUCUAUCCCACUGCGGUUCCUCCGUUGAUGUGUUCAUCAUCGGAUGUCUGCCAGUCGCAGCUCACAUGCCCCCACCCCCCGACACAGAGAGAGCAGAGCGUGCUCAUCGGUAAGGCUCUGGAGGAUUUUAAUUUCUCCCCCCGUGUGAGUCAGAGCUGCCGUUUUGACAGAGAGGGGGCUUGCUGACAGAAUACCGCCAUACGCAUGCUUCCCCCGCUGUGAAAGCGACGGGUUGCUUAUCGAGGAUGCCAGUCAUGUCUGGGAUGUGGUUUUAAGGCUGUCGAUAAAGGUCUGUUUUUUUUUUCAGAAGGAAAAGAUCCCUUAAUGGCUGCGAUUUAUUUAGCUCUAGGGUGGCCUGGCGUUCUCUGAUUUCAGCAGCAUCCUUCCUGCGAUACUGCAGUCUGUCUUUUUUUUUUUUUUUUAAGUAUCAUGGUGGCAUGGUAGGGACAGGCCUCUGGGGGUGUGAAAGCCUUCAUCUCUGUCUCAUGGACGCCCAAGAAGUUUCAUCCAACUGGAUGUGAAGACCCCAGAGUGCAGUACCACAAGUGCAGAGGACUUCUGUCAGAACACAGAAGAUGCUUCUUGGUGAUGAUGGGCAUCGUCUGGUGUUGAAUCAAUGGAUUACAUUGACUUGAGGGAAGAGGAGCUCCAGCAGCCAGACCCUAUCCUCCACCCACACCAUGGAGGCCUGUGUCCCUGAGGAGCACUUCCAGGCCCUGAGCCACGCCGAGCAAGCCUUCAGUAAGAUGGAGAGCUACCUGAGGUGCAAGCAGCUGUGCGACGUGGUGCUCCUGGCCGGCGAGCGCCGCAUCGCUGCCCACAGACUCGUCCUCUCCUCAGUGUCUGACUACUUCGCCGCCAUGUUCACCAGCAAUGUCCGAGAGGCCACACAGGAGGAGGUCAAGAUGGAGGGCGUGGACCCUGAUGCAUUGUGGGCUUUGGUGCAGUACGCGUACACAGGUCGGCUGCAGUUGCGGGAGGACACCAUCGAGAGCCUGCUGGCCGCGUCCUGCCUGCUGCAGCUCUCCACCGUCGUACAGGCCUGCUGCAACUUCCUGGUCAAGCAGCUGCAUCCCUCCAACUGCCUGGGCAUCCGCUCCUUCGCCGACGCACAGGGCUGCCAGGAGCUGCACAAGGUGGCACACAGCUACACCAUGGAGCACUUCCUGGAGGUGAUGAGGAACCAGGAGUUCCAGCUGCUGCCCCCCGGGGAGGUGGAGAAGCUGCUGUUGUCAGACGACAUGAACGUGCCAGACGAGGAAACUGCGAUGGGGGCGUUGCUGAGCUGGGUGCAAUAUGACUGCGCGGCCCGGCAGUGCUACCUGCCCCGGCUGCUGGCGCAUGUACGGCUGCCCCUGCUGACGCCGCAGAGCCGUCCUGCUGGCCCGCAGUUCCUGGCCGACGUGGAGUCCAGCCCCCUGCUGAGGGACAGCGUGGAUUGCCAGCACCUCCUCAUGGAGGCCAUGAAGUACCACUUGCUUCCCGAGCGGCGUUCGCUGCUGCAGAGCCCGCGCACACGGCCCCGCAAGGCCACUGUGGGGGCGCUGUUCGCCGUGGGCGGCAUGGACGCCACCAAAGGUGCCACCAGCAUCGAGCAGUACUGCCUGCGUAAGGACUCCUGGAGGCAGGUGGCGGUGAUGAGCGGCCGGCGGCUGCAGUUUGGGGUGGCCGUGCUCGAGGGCCGGCUUUACGUGGUGGGGGGGCGCGACGGCCUCAAGACGCUCAACACGGUGGAGUGCUACAACCCACAGAGCCGCAGCUGGAGCGUGAUGCCCCCCAUGUCCACGCACAGGCACGGCUUGGGUGUCGCCGUCCUGGGGGGCCCGAUGUAUGCGGUGGGGGGUCACGAUGGCUGGAGCUACCUGAGCACGGUGGAGCGCUGGGAUCCCCAGGCUCGGCAGUGGAGCUUCGUGGCCAGCAUGGCAACGCCGCGGAGUACGGUGGGCGUAGCUGUACUUGGCAGCAAGCUGUACGCGGUGGGCGGUCGCGACGGCAGCUCCUGCCUCCGCUCUGUGGAGUGCUUCGACCCCCACACCAAUAAGUGGAGCAUCUGCGGCCAGAUGGCCAAGCGGCGUGGAGGAGUGGGCGUGGCCACCUGGAACAACUUCUUGUAUGCCAUCGGAGGCCACGACGCCCCCGCCUCCAGCCUGACCUCGCGCCUGUCGGACUGCGUGGAGAGGUACGACCCCAAGACAGACACGUGGACCACCGUGGCCCCCAUGAGUGUCAGCCGGGAUGCUGUCGGCGUGUGUCUGCUGGGGGACCGUCUGUAUGCCGUGGGGGGGUACGACGGGCAGGUCUACCUGAACACGGUCGAGGCCUAUGACCCGCAGACCAACCAGUGGGAGCAGGUGGCGCCGUUAUGCGUUGGCAGGGCAGGAGCCUGUGUGGUGGUGGUCAAGCUAUAGCGGCUGAUGGAAUUCAACAGUGAGACGCAGCAACGGCCCCACACGUCCUGCUGGGUGGGUGAGAGCUGCGAGGGAUUUUUUAGUUUUUUUUCCGCAGACCUGGAGGUCAUGUUAGGUCACGUUGACGAUGAUGCACCCAUGUUCUCAGCGGGGUGUCUGUCCACCUGCAGGUGUCCCGAAUGUAAUCAGCUGCCUAGGAAUGACUGACUUGCUGCUCUCUGAUUGGACCAAUGCCGGCCAGGGCCCUGAGACGAAGCUGGGCAGUCGCUCCUGGAGGAGUCACGGGGGGGGGGGCCUAUUUUUGUUCGUUCCUCUGAUGCCCUUUUCAGCUUUGAAGCGGAGGAGACAGGAAAUGGAUAUCGGCGGCUUGUCACCUUGUCAGAAAGUACUGGGAUGAUAUUUCCAUUGAGUUCCUGAUGUGUGUGUGUGUGUGUACCUAGCAGACAGGAAAUAGAGCACCUUGUUAGAACACGAAUAAUAGCACACCCCCCCCCCUCCCCCGCAGGUUCGGGCACGUAUACCAAAGCAUGCACCCUCUCAGCGUAAACAAAGGAUCGUUCUAACAAAGAAUUACUAUCCCCAUUCACCUUCAGGCUGCCUGAAAUAUGUCUGCGUAUCCAUAGGGACAAGGGACCAAGUUAGAAAACAAGCACUUAGGCGCUUCAGUUCUGCUUGCAGUAAAAGCCACUUAGCAAUAAACCCCCAGCGAGACCUCAUGUACACAUUGUCAAUAACUCAGGGCGAAGGGCCUGCUUAACUGAGUGCAUACUAGCUUCCAGCUGGACAAGGGCAUUUACAGUCUCAGUAUAUCUGUCUUAACACACGGCGCAUUCUCUGGCAUCCGCUGUUAGGGAUUUACGCGGCGAUCCGCAGCUCGUACUUCCAGAGACACGGCCCAAGUGACUGCUGUGGUGGUGACUGUUGCUUUUCUGCGGAAAUUGUAUGUUUCGACCUCUUUGUUGUUCUGCUUAAAUAUCAGAACAGAUCUGAGCCCAAAAAACAGUCAAGGUGUAAUGGCUCGGGUAGUCUGUUCCCCCGAGCUGAACUGGUCAUCACUGACUGUACCUCACCGCGAUCUUCAUUAGAGCCUUUAAGCACGGCCUUUUGACUGAGGUGGUGUGGAAAACAGUGGACGAUUUCCUCGUAAUUGUAAAGAAGAGGGAUACAUUGAGGCCCUCAGGGGACCUUAAGAUGACGGCGGUGUCUGUCACCCCCUACGUGCUCGGGGUACGCGGCACCAACGAUUUCUGCCACUGCAGCUGUCAUGGCUUCUGCGGGAUACGUGUUAAAUAAUACAGCUAUUGUCACUUCUCCUGUCUCCGGCUAUUUUUAUACCAAAAAAAAUGACAGUAUAUGAGCAUUUGGGGAGGGGGAUAUGGAUGCAGAUGUCAGUGCUGAUGUCAUCACACUGCUGCCGCAUCUGUCUGCUGCAAUCAGAAUCCGCUGGCUGACGUGAAAGGUACCGUAGUGAUGAUUUAUAGAUGGUAAUGUUACGUUAACUCUAAUCCUAGCAUUUAGGACCUAUGUUGUUUCCUUUUUGUUCAUGUGGCCCGUGAAUGAGCGUGUAAGUGGUCUUUGCUGGUGUUGCACCCCUUGCAGCUCUCGACUGUGCUAAAGCCUGUGUGCAGUGAUUUCCCCCUGCUGGCCCCACCAGGGAAAUGCAUCUCUGCCAGCUGAUAUGUGGUCUAAGAGGAGCUGUAGAAUCCAACAUGCUUGUUUGUCAAGGAACAGUUGAAAACAUCUGGAUUUCAUCCCAUAGCUCUGGGCUUUCAGGAGGUCCACACCCGUCCUGGGAUUGACGCUCCGGUGCUCUGACUAGGGCGGAGCUGGGCAUCCCACAACAGGAGGGACGUCCCCCCCCCCCCGCGGUUGUGAUUCACAUCACAUCCCAACAUUGACUGAGCACCAGGAUCAGCUGGCUUGGUCAGUAUAUAUAGGAGAUGAGGUGUUUAAUCUAUACAUUUCUGUUUUCUUUGUGAGAUGAAGGUGCUCAUCCCCUGGAAACAAAUGUGUGCAAUUUGCUUGACAAAUGUCUGAACAUUCCUUGUUUUCUUUUCCUUGUUAUUUUUAUAUUAAACUUGCUUAAGUAUC